AUGUCUGAUACGGCUGAAGAGACACGGCCGGCGGCGGCGCCAACAAACGGUCACGAGCCGUCGCAGAUUGCUCAACCUUCGACUUUCCUUCUUCCCCGAGGCCAGAAUCGCGCGAUGCAGGAUAAGCCCAUGCCUGCUGUUGACCAGGACCAGUUAAAAGGAUUGAACGCAAUCCGCGAGUUCCUCAAGAUUCGCACGAGUUAUGAUGUCCUUCCUCUCUCCUUCCGCUUGAUUAUCCUCAAUACAGACCUGCUCGUCAAGAAGAGUCUGACCAUCCUCCUCCAAAAUGGAAUCGUCUCUGCUCCCCUCUGGGACUCUCAUACCUCAAGCUUCGCGGGUCUUCUCACAACCUCCGAUUACAUCAAUGUAGUUCAGUAUUACUGGCAAAAUCCAGACGCUCUCAGUCAGAUAGACCAGUUCCGGUUGAGUUCCUUGAGAGAUAUCGAGAAGGCUAUUGGUGUGUCGCCCCUCGAGACGCUGUCCGUCCAUCCUGCACGUCCCCUAUACGAAGCAUGCCGACAAAUGCUCAAGACUAGAGCUCGGAGAAUACCCUUGGUUGACAUCGACGAUGAGACCGGGCGAGAGAUGGUUGUCAGUGUAAUCACACAAUAUAGACUUCUAAAGUUCAUAGCGGUCAACGUGACUGAGACGGAAUUUUUAAAGAAAAGUGUCUCGGAAAUCGGUCUCGGCACUUACGGGGACCUGCAGACGGCAACCAUGGAUACAUCCGUGAUCGACGUUAUCCACAUGAUGGUCAAAUACAGCAUUUCCAGUGUACCCAUCGUGGAUGAAGAUAGGCGGGUUCUGAACGUCUUCGAGGCUGUUGACGUUAUCACCAUCAUUAAGGGCGGAGCUUACGAAGAGCUUACGACAAGCGUUGGUGAGGCAUUGCUGAAGCGAGCAGAGGAUUUUGCUGGAAUCUACACCUGCAGCGAAGAUGACCGGCUAGACUCAAUUUUUGACACGAUUCGAAAGUCUCGGGUUCAUCGACUCGUGGUAAUUGAUGACGAGAACCGCUUGAGAGGGGUCAUCUCUCUUUCUGAUAUCUUCAAAUAUGUUCUUCAUUACGGGGAAACGGACGAGUACAGACAUAUGGGUGGGGGAAGUUAG
Molecule: messenger RNA, 1110 nt
Organism: Drepanopeziza brunnea f. sp. 'multigermtubi' MB_m1
Lineage: Eukaryota; Fungi; Ascomycota; Leotiomycetes; Helotiales; Drepanopezizaceae
Biological process (GO): protein phosphorylation; regulation of catalytic activity
Cellular component (GO): nucleus; cytoplasm; nucleotide-activated protein kinase complex
Molecular function (GO): protein kinase regulator activity; protein kinase binding; AMP binding
Source: RefSeq, a predicted model, not a curated record